AUGGUGUUUGACAAGUACAUUUCCCGACUGGAGACCUUUCUUGGAAUCGUGCGAAGCACUAUUGAUCUUGGCACACUCUGGCUAGAGACCAAUCCAGAAGGAGUGGACACACCAUUGGACGAGUAUUUUGCACACGUCUUUGAUUGGGCGGCGAAUCCAGACCAGUGGUCCGGGUUCCUCAAAGAUUUUGUGGAAAGCUACGAGGCCAAGGAAGGAAAGCUACCCGUGUUAAACCCACAGCUCAGAUUCAAAAGGCAGGCUUUCUUGGACUACAUUCCUACCAUUACGGUAGACCAGCAGGCAGAAAGCGUCCGGCUUCUCAAGAUUUACCAGCAAUGGUUUUACAGUCACGUCAUACCCGUCGACGAAGCCAGACCAAUAGCGGGGACAACUCCAUACAAAUCCAAAUAUACCAACAAGACUGAGCAACUGCCGGCCGCGCUGGGCAUUGUUGGCUCUAAGGGGAGCGAUAUUAUGCUUGCUGAGCUGAUUUCGGCAUUGGAUACAGAAGGAGCUAUGAUUUCAAAUGCAGAGGUAGACCUAAGAUGA
This is a messenger RNA of Grosmannia clavigera kw1407, 549 nucleotides long. Its product is annotated as glutamyl-tRNA amidotransferase subunit. The transcript has 3 exons. NCBI's taxonomy places the organism in Eukaryota, Fungi, Ascomycota, Sordariomycetes, Ophiostomatales, Ophiostomataceae. The record is from RefSeq and is a predicted model, not a curated record. Bases 1 to 549 code for a protein of 182 amino acids.